AAAGGAUGAGAAUGACUCUGCAACCCAUAUAGUUAAACGCAGCUAGAAAUAGGAGAAGAGGCAUUCAAAGCUGAACAUCCCCAUCAUUGCCUUUAACACCACUUUGUUUUCAGAGCUGCAGCUUUGAGUUAAUGAAGUUCACAUAUAGAGAGUGUUACCUCAAUAAUGUAUUGCAGCCAUGGGAAAAAGUUCGUCCAAACCUGAGCCCCCCACAUCUCCUCCGACUUUUGAUGAACCAUGGAGGAAAAUACAAUGGGGCAACAAAGAGAGAUAUCUGCUGGAAGUGAAGAAUUAUCAACCCCAUAACAAUGAGCUCCAACAUCUGAGAAUUCUUCUUCAUGGACCAGCUGGUGCUGGAAAGUCCAGUUUCAUCAACUCAGUCGACAGUGUUUUACAAGGCAGAAUGGCUGGUCGAGCUUUGACAGACGCAACCUCUAAGGAGAGCUUCACCAAAACAUACAGAACUUACAAGAUCCAAAAAGAAGAACCAGGGACCCUUUACCCUUUUGUCUUCACUGACAUCAUGGGCCUUGAGAAGGACUCAAACAAAGGGGUUGGAGUACAGGACAUCAUACUGGCUAUGAAGGGACACGUAAAAGAGGGUUACAAAUUCAAUCCUGUUACUCCAUUAUCUGAGGACGAUCAAAACUACAACAGCUCCCCCAGUCUAAGUGACAAAGUUCAUGUUCUGGUUUGUGUGAUUGCCGCUGACACAUUUAGUAUACUGGAUGAAGAAACAAUGAAAAAGAUGAGGGAGGUCAGACUUGCUGCCAGUGACAUGGGGAUUCCCCAACUGGCUAUUCUCACCAAAAUUGAUGAAGCCUGUCCUGAAGUCAAAAAAAAUAUAAGGGACGUGUAUAAGAGCAAGUACCUGAAGCAACUGAUGGAGGAAUUGAAUGUGAGGCUGGGUGUUCCACUGAACUGCAUCUUUCCUGUGAAGAACUACCACAAGGAAAUCGACAUUGAUGAUAACAUUGAUGCGCUGAUUCUGAGCUCACUGAGACAGAUGAUUAACUAUGGAGAAGACUUUGUCAAUAGCCUGUAGAUCUACAGUGCUGUUGUUGAAAUUGCAGGUCUGCAAAACAUUUAUAUGACAUGAUGAAUAUGCAUGCACAUAGACACACACACCUAUUAUUAAUGAGCCUACACACUGUACACAUAUACUGCCAUCAAUUAGAGACCUUACAUGCACACAUACAUGUAUACAUGUCAAAUAAUUGUAAAAUGAUGUAAAUUGUUGGAAAAAUUGUGAUACUUUAUGAUAAACAUAACCAUCUUAAAGGGAAAUUGUAUUAUCCUGUAUAGAACUUUCCAUUAUUGUGUCUACUUUAAAGACAGGUGUUGUCAGAGAGCCACUACACCAAAACAUUAGCUAUGAAAGGGCAUGAAUCGAGUCUCUAUUGUGUUUGUCUCAUUUCAGCAACAAUGUAAGGUCACUCUCACAUAUUCUGUGUAUAAAUUCUGUGUGAAUCUUGCAUCCUUUGAACAUUUGCACUGUAAGCUCUGGUGUGUAACUUGUUCCCUUUCUGCAAGAAUUAAUAUCCUACUCUUGUGAAUUUUCAGAUGGUGUUCCUGAGUUAAUUGAUAAUUUGCUUAACAUAAAUGUAAAUUUUAUAUGAUCAUGUCUCAUGUAUGAGAAUUUGCUAAAUUUAACUAAUGCAGUCUUGGUAGUGAAGGUGUGACCUUAGGAAUCCCUUGCCAUAGACAAGGGGUUGCAAAUUAGCCUUGGCUAGAAAUCUUAUAUGCAACACAUAGACAUCUGUAUGUCUACGCAUGUUAUUGUAGCCUGUUACAAUGUUUCUUGCAUUGUCCCUGACAAAAAAAUAAAAUGCUCCCACUGAACA
Molecule: messenger RNA, 1844 nt
Organism: Seriola aureovittata
Lineage: Eukaryota; Metazoa; Chordata; Actinopteri; Carangiformes; Carangidae
Product: interferon-induced protein 44-like
Exons: 8
Coding region: 179-1045 (288 amino acids)
Source: RefSeq, a predicted model, not a curated record